Molecule: messenger RNA, 3833 nt
Organism: Columba livia (rock pigeon)
Lineage: Eukaryota; Metazoa; Chordata; Aves; Columbiformes; Columbidae
Gene: MUC13
Product: mucin 13, cell surface associated
Exons: 15
Coding region: 204-1511 (435 amino acids)
Biological process (GO): heart development
Source: RefSeq, a predicted model, not a curated record
CACUGCAGGUCCAGAAAUCUCCUCCCAGUCUGAGGAGGAAGAAAAGCAUAGCUUGGAUCUACCAUUUGCCACCUGCCACCAUGACGUCAUCUUGGGGCUGAACUCUCCACCUGUAGCUGGGACCUUAAAUGAGCUGACGACAGAAGAGAAAAGCAGUUUCUCUUACGUUUAGCAGCAAGCGGCAGCAGCAACGAGAAGCGGCAAUGAGACGCUGUGUAUUCCUUGCUGUGUUGCUCGCCCUGGUGUUGAACCUUUCGAAAGGCUCAAGCUCUGACCCAAGUUCUGCCUCACCUUCGACAACAACCACAGAGAAUACAGAAUCAACAUCUGAAACAAAUUCUGACCUGCCUUCCCCAACAACCACAGAGACACCAGAAUCAACAUCUGAAACAGAUUCUGCCACAACAUUAACAGCAAUCACAGACACUACAGGAGAGAAUAACAUAACUGCUACUACACCUACAACGACAACUGCAGGCACUACAGGAGAUUUCUGCAAACCAAACCCUUGUGGAACAAAUUUGGCUACCUGUGUUCAUUUAAACACCACUUUUACCUGCCUGUGCCAAUAUGGAUUCUACUACAGGGACAAUGAUUGUCACAGAGGGAAAAUAUUCCCAGGAGUCAUCACACUGCAAGGAACUUACAAUGAUAGUGUUCUAACUGCAAAUUUUAUGCAGUAUGAAGAAGUUUUAAAUACUACAACAGAGUUUUUCAAGUAUGCCUUCGAGAAUUUAACAGGCUAUGAACAGACGGUCAUUGUGAAAAUUCAACUUCUAACAGAAGUCAGAGAUUCUACUAAAAUAAGUGUAACAGUGAUAAACCUGUUUAUGAAGAACACAACUGCAGACAAUGAGACAGUUACUUCUGCAGCAAUGAAUGCAACAUAUAAUUAUCACUUUGUCCUUCAAUACACAGGAACAUCUUAUUGUGCAGUUUAUACCUGUGAUCCUGAAACCACAAUGUGUGAAGAGUAUGAGUUUCCACAAUGCACAUGCCAAAAUGGAUUCUCGAAAACAGAAUGGGAUGUUCUUUCUUGUUCAAAUUGCAGUGAAGACUGUUUUCAAAGAGAAAACAUGUACUGUGCAAAAGAAGAUAGAGCUCCAAUAUGCACAUGCAUUCCUAACUUCGAAACGAAGGGUGAUAAAUGUGUACCUUGUCCAGUGGGCUACUCUGGAGAGCAAUGCGAGAACAAUAGUGAACUCAUCCUUAUAAUAGUGGGUACAGUGCUUGGAGCGGUUGUCCUGCUUUUAGCCAUAGCAGUCACUGUGGUUUCAAUAAGAGCUAAACACAGGCAAGAUCCAGAGAAGAAGACACUGCUAAGGUCAGGUUAUUCCAACCCAAAUACCUCUGAAGACAGACAGCCCACAAUGUUCCCCAGAGUCCGCACCACUACUGGCCAUACAAACCCGGGAUACCAAUCAAACAACCCAUAUGAGAUGCGAGAUUUUGAUGAUUUGUAUGGAGCAUCACGGGAGCCUGAGGGCUUUCGGAUACACAGCAGAAACUAGGUGACCAGAGUGGCAGAAGGAUGGACAACCACCAUGACAAUGGGUCAGACCAAGGAGUUUCACAGCAUCUCACUAAUGUAGUUACUUCAGCAGAAGAAACAACAAAGUCCACAGCCCCAGAUUCUCUGAAGAUUUUCUAAAGACCCUGCUUGGAAGAGAUCAUGGCCAACUUCCCUGAAAUAAGAUAAAAAUGAAGGGUAGGGAGAAGAAGAGGAUUUUAAAAGAAUCAUAGAAUCAUUUAGGUCAGAAAAGAAGAACUAUAUGGACUUCAAAAACAUUGGACAUUUUAGGAGGCCAGCACAUCGGCAAAAGAGCAUGUGUAGACAAGAUAUCAGGAUUUUAACCCUGCUGCUUUUCAGUUCUUCUGGAAGAUACUCCUGGCAGAAUGUGUGAUGCUGAAAAAUGUCAGCUUCCAGAGCUUUGCCUGUAUUUGUGUUCACUCCAGCUACAGGCAACCUGCAUGGCUUUGGGCAGAUCAAAGUGAGAUCAAAACUGUUCUUCAUGAGAACCUAACCUCCUUCUCUUUUCUAUACCAGAUAGAGUCUUUUCUCCCUCCUCAGUCCCUCGGUGUUUCCUAUCUGAAAGCAUUCAGUUCAGAUCUCUGCUGACAUGUAUUAUGUGAGACAAUGGUACUUGUCUGACCAUUUAUGCAGCCUUCCUUCCCAAGACAAUGGCAAGAAACAAUAUCUUCAUACAAACAUUAUUGUUCUCCAUCUUUCACAAUUAUGUUGAUUUUACCUUCUCAGCUCCUGUGGAAAAUGUGUUUUUUUUUUUUUCUCUUGCACUCUUCACAUUUGGAUUGAAUCAUCUUACAUCUUUUUAUUUUUCAUUUCUUACGUACACUCAAUAAAUCCCUCUGUAAAAGAAUCCACAUUUUACUGUAUUUUGCUAAGUGACUAGAAUUAGCACUUCCUCAUAUAUAUAUAUAUAUAUAUAAAAUAUACAUAUGCACAAAUAUGUACAUAUAUUUAUAGGCUAAGCUCAUUUAAAGUAUCAUUUAAAUCUAUGUUAUAUACUGUGUUUUGGUUUUUAUAUACUCAGAUUAACUUUUCCUAUUAAACAUUAUUGUUUCUCAGUACCAUGACUUUCUCAUGUUGCUGCCGAGUGGUGUAAAUGUUUGGGUUUUUUACCAUUCCAGAGACGAUUUUACAUUGAAACUUGUGCAGAGUUUAGAUGCAAGUGUGUACAAACUGCUUGCACUGGCACCCAGCUUUCAUUCAGUGGUUCCAAUCGGAAAUAUUAGUAAGUCUUAAUGAAGCUAAAAUGUUUAUUGUUGCAAGGCUGGCACCGAUUUUCUGUGAUCUCUUUUGAUGGGAAUUGCGUAGCUAGCGCAGCUGUGUCUCCUUUGAAGAUGCCAGACAAGUUUCUCUCUGUGGUGGCAGCUUUGUGUGGGUCAGUCUGUUAAUAUCACGUAGCUAAAAUAAGAAAUCUCUUCCAACUUUAACGGCAGGUUUAGGGGCCAGUGACAGAGAACACAGUGUGUGGCUGCAGAGGUUACCAGGAUGUGCAUGCAGAUGGGUUGUUCCAGUGCUCUCGGUGAUCAAAACCAGCUCCCACUUGCCAGUGAUAUUGUAGAAAACUGGGGACUAAGCAGUCCUGAUCCUUCUCAUGUGGCUUCUCUAACAGAAGACAGACCCUGCUUUUUUUUGGACUGCCCACAACAAGCAGUUCAGAGAAGUAGCCUGGGGAGAAAAGGUGCGAGUUUCUCUCUGUUGUUUUCCUGGGUUUUCACUGUUAACUGGCAGAAUUUCUUUCUUCCAGUUGACUCCUGCCACCUUUGCUGGUGUCACCUGGCUGCACAGCGCCGGCCCUUGCCAGGUGUCUGUAGGAGACCAGAUUCUGGUGGCCUUCACCACCCUCCACUAUCUGUGUUAAUCUCAAAAGGCACAAGGUGACCUUCACUCCGUGCAAGCAUGGCUAACUGGAUUCAGCUAUUCAUGAUUCCUUACUCAAAGGAUUGUAGAGAUUUGGUCUUAUUUUCUUGAAUUUUCCUCUGGAAGUACUCAUCCAUGAGGAGUGAAACAAGGUGUGGUGGCUGCACUUAUCAUGUCCUUCCUCCAGCUAGAAAAACCCUACGAGAGGGACCAGCUCCCUUCCCACCAGUGUCAUUAGUGUAUGUCACACUCUACCUGCUGCCCCUUUCUUUUUCUUUGAGCCCUGUGUGUCCUCACCAUUCCCUGGGUGAAGGAGACGCUCCCUGCCUCUGAUAAGCCCUUUCCUUUUCCCCUUUUUCCUGAGUUUUCAGGAGCAGGAAGAGGUUCUGCUGCCAGCAGAACAUGCUGGGGAGUUUGCACAGGGUCAGACACUGAAAAAUGGGUGGGA